UUGUAUGGGUUCUAAUAUGAAAUUUUACGGACAUCAAGAAUACAUUUUUUUUUACAUUGAUGCUCUCUCUCUUUAAGCAUCUCUGGAUUUAGAUCUAGACUAUAUAGAUCUAGGUCUGUGAUUUUAUAAUAGUGCCAUCGAGAAUGCCUAAUUUAAGACGGUACUAAGAUGAUGGAUGGAUCUACUACCAGUGCUCCAUAAGGGAAAUCACUCUUAGCUUUUCUUAGAAAAACAGAUCUAGAUCUAGCGCUAGUCUAGAUCAAAUAUUCAUUUGCACGGACUUCAAGAAUACAUUUUUUUUUUCUACACAGAUUAGUCUGGUUAGAGUAGAUCUAGAUCUAACUAAAUCUAUAUAGUAUAAAUCUAUCUGAUAUAUUGUCAUGGGAGGAAAUACUAAUAGAGUGUCUGCGUGGCCUAUAAUAGUUAUAGAAGUAUAGGGAGCUUAGAUUGUAUUUUUGUAUAAUAAAUAUAACAUAUGUAUAUUUAAUAUAUCUUAUCUUAUAUAAUACAGACGUUACUUCAAAAAAGAAGAUGAUUACGUCCUACGCAUCAUGCAUUUAGUCAUGCAUAUUAACCAAUGACUUAAAUUCUGCCAAGUGAUCUAAUCCUGGGAUUCUGGUAAAAAAAAAGGGGAGGGAAGAAAUUGGCUUAAAUUAAAUUUUAUUAAAUAAAAGAAAAUGUCAUUAAGCUCAUCAUUUUCAAGAUCUGAAGGACGCCCAAAGCUGAAAAAUACUAAUAUGAAAUGGUAUACAGGCUUAAUCAAACGACCAUGUGACAGAAGCUCUGAGGAUGUCAGUCAGGCAUUUUUUCACUUGAAAGAGCUAAGUGUGAUGAAAAAGUUUCACUGUAAUCUACUACAACAAAUGUGUUGUUAUGUUCAUUAUGACAAGCUAGAGGAAAAUAUACUAGUAAUUGAGCAAGGAGAACAUGGAACAAACUGGUACACUGUUUUGUCAGGCAGUUUAACAGUUUAUUUUCAGGAUACUAAUGGACAAAAAGCCAAUCAUCCUCUAUGUACUUUGACCCCAGGGUCAUCAUUUGGUGAGGGAAUAUUAACCCAAGAUCCCCAUCAAGUUACAGUGGUGACAAGUUCAGUGGUGGAAUUAUUAUGGUUGGAACUAAACGAUCUUUUAGUUCUGUGGGAGAGAAACAAAGAUCUGAUGGAAAUGGCAAUUACUGCCUUAAUUUAUCUCCCCAGUCUUAGUGAUGAAAUGAAAAAAAUUCAAGCAGGAAAAGAUAUUGAACAAGAAUUAACUCCAAAUCUUGCUGCUCCUGUUUCUAUGGAACCAUCAUCUAAAAUAUCACAUGCUGCUUGGGUGUUGAGAACUAUUUUGGUAUUGAAAUAUUCCCAUAUGAUCAGAGACAGAAAGUAUCACCUUCGUGUUUACAAAAGAUGUAUGGUGGGAUCUGAAAUGGUGGACUGGCUGAUGAAUAUGUUUCCCAAAGUUGAUUCUAGAGAGUUAGCUGUGGGAAUGUUUCAGGCUUUACUGGAAGAAGGAGUCUUAAUGCAUGUUUGCAAGCAGCAUCCUUUCUUAGAUAAAUAUCUGUUCUAUCGCUUUCUGGAAGAUGAAGAAAAUUUGACUUGUACACCAACUGAACUGGACAUUAAGUCGGCACAUGAUGAUAUAAAUGAUGUCAUCAAUUUACUGGCACAAAUAAGUCCUGAUGCCACGAUGAGAAUGAUUUUAAGAAAAAUGCCCGAUGAGCGAACACAAGAUGAAAUAGACAUUAUAUAUGAAGAAUUAAUUCAGAUCAAACCAUUACAACACUUGUCUUAUACAGUUAAAAGAGAGCUAGCAGGUUGCAUUAUGUUUGAGGCUCAUGCUAAAGCAGGCACUGUUUUGUUUAAUCAAGGAGACGAAGGACGCUCAUGGUACAUUAUAUUGAAAGGAUCAGUUAAUGUUUCUAUUUAUGGAAAAGGAGUUGUUUGUGUUCUUGGAGAAACUGAUGACUUUGGUAAACUGGCCUUGAUGAAUGAUGCACCUAGAGCUGCCACAAUUACUUUAGCAGAAGAUAACUGUCACUUUCUUAGAGUUGACAAAGAUGAUUUUAACAGAAUUCUAAGGGAUGUGGAAGCCAAUACAGUACGUUUGAAAGAGCAUGGUCAAGAUGUGUUAGUCUUAGAGAAAAUUCCAGUGGCAGUUGAUUUAAAUGGUUCAUUUCAUUCAGAUCACAAGUAUUCUGUAAUGGCAGGGACACCAGAAAAAGCUUUGGAAUAUCUUCUAGAAACACGCAUGGAACAGAAAAAAGAGCAUCAAAUUCAAGACAUGUUUCUGGAGGAUUUUCUGCUAACACAUUCAAUUUUCUUUUCUGAUGAAAAACUUUGUGCUGCUGUUCUGAACUAUUACUUCUGUGAUAAAAAAUCUGGAGGUAACCAUGAAGACUUAGAGUUUGUCCAGUCUCAGAAGAAAUGUGUCAUUCAUUUUGUACUUGCAUGGCACAAAUUGGAUCCUGAAAAGUUUAUUGGCACUCAAGUUGUUGGCCAUUUUUUGGAGACAUUGACUAAAACAAUUGCUCAAGACUGUGUUUCAUACCCUAGUCUUAUAUCUGAUCAUGAGAAGCUCUUAGCCAUUGUCAGCAGCAGAAAAAGCUUAGUUAGUGGCAAGUCUACAAAAAAGAAAUCUUUAUUUUUGAGUCGCAAAGGUCAAGCCAAAACAGUUUGGUCAGACAGUGAUGGUGAGAAGAAAGUCAGAGCAACAGAUGAAUAUCUUUUCAAAGUCUACUGUGCUGACCAUACUUACACAACCAUUCGACUCUCAAUGAACUCAACUGUUGGCGAUAUAGUUCUUUGUGCCAGGGAUAAGUUGUGUUUAGGACAUGACCCAGUUUUAUGUGAGGUUAAAUCCAAUGGAGAACGAGUAUUGUUUCAAGAAAGAGAUCGCUGUAUUGUGAUGUCACUUAGUUUAAAUGGCAGACUGUUUAUUGCACCAAGAGAACACUUAGAUGCCCUUACCCCGGUCCCUGAACAAGAAGGUCCUUCUACAAGCACAAUGCAUUUGCUAGAAGUUAUGAGUACCAAGGAGCUAGCUAAUCAAAUCACUUUUUAUGAUUGGGAACUAUUUAUGGCAGUCUCUGAGCAAGAAAUAUUAAAUAAAAUAUUUGGGCCAACAGUGUUUCCAGAUGGAAUUUUCCCAAAUUUGCAACAAUUUCUAAAGCGUUUUGAGCAGCUACAGUACUGGGUGGUGACUGAAAUGGUUUUGUUAACUAAUUUGGGAAAAAGAGUUCAGCUUUUGAGAAAAUUUAUUAAAUUGGCUCAGCACUGCAAGGAACUCAAAAAUUUCCAUGGCUUUGCAGCCAUCACAAUAGGACUAGGUCAUCUAGCAGUCAGUAGAUUAUCACAGACAUGGGAGAAACUUCCAAGUAAAACUAAAAAAAUGUUUUCAGAAUUUGAAACAUUUAUGGAGCCUGCUAGAAAUCACAGAAAUUAUAGGAUAGCUGUCAGCAAGUUGACCAGUCCAAUCAUUCCAUUUAUGAAUCUUCUUAUACAAGAUAUGACAUUUACCAAUGAAGGAAAUCAAACAUGUUAUGAUAAUCUCGUCAAUUUUGAGAAAAUGCACAUGAUUGCUCAAACUUUGAGAACUGUGAGAUUCUGUAAACAGAAUCAUGUCGUUAUUUCAGAACCAGCUUCUUCAGAGAGUAUCAAGACAACUGCAGAGAUCAAGUCAUAUGUCAGAAAUCUUCAAGUCAUUGACAAUCAAAGAAUCCUGACCAAUUUUUCUCAUAAAUGUGAACCAAGGAAAGGCUAAACACAAGGAAAGGCUCAACAUACACAGGACUUCAUUCUGGGCAACUUUUUAGUUUUUUGGACUAUCAUAUAACAAUCUUAAACAAUAGCUUUUAUCUAUUUAGUCAUCUGCCUUAGGCCAGGUUAAAUGUGUUGAUCUUCAUAGCUUUAAAAAACAAUGUACUAAUAUACAGGGCCAUGGUUUGUUUUGGGAAGACAUGAAAUGUCUGAUUUGUGUUUAAUAAUGUAUGGCUGAACCAACAAUCGUUGUAUAAAAAUAGCAUUGUAUAACAUUCCCUGCUUCACAUUACAGAAGAGAAAAUAAAGUUGUAAACAUUUCUACAAAAGUUUGGUCUUGAUGUACACAAUUUUUAAUUUUAAUUAUUUUGAAUUUCAAAGUUAACUUCACAAGCUUAUGUCUAUACGACUAGUUGGGCCCUCAGCAUGAAAUGUAUGAUAAAUUUUGUAGAGUGUUUCAUUUCACUGCUAGUAGAACAUGGAAAUGUUAUUUCUGUUAGCAAGUAAAACCUAAUCUGUAAUUAUCUUGAACUAGAAACACAUGGAGGAGUGUACAAUAUUAUUUCUGUCAUUCGUAAAAUAAUAUCUGCAUUUUUUUUGGAGUGGACAGCUAUUGCUAGAGGUUUAUUUUAUGUUGUUUUUACUUUACCAAAUAUGUAAUAAUAAAACACAUCUAUCAUAACUUGUGACACAUUGAAUCUCAAUGCCUUGUUUUUUAAUUAUUCUUCACUACCAUGGAGGGAUUGCACAUCAAAUCUUGAGUAUUUUCUUUCUGCUUCUGAUUUCAGUCUGAUUGGAAAAGUUCCUGGUAAAAUUAGUUUUGCUAGACAUUUUACCUUUAAUUAACUUUGCUGGAUCUAAUUACAAAAUGGUACAUGACUCAUGUUAAGUAUUAUUUUUUGUCUAGUUUUACAUUUUAUUUCGUCAUAAUUUAACUUUCUGUACUGUAAGAUAGAGGAGGUUCAGUACCUGAGCAGUAAAGCGCUUGGCUUCCGAACUGGGGUUCGAAUCCUGGUGAAGACUGGGAUUUUUUUUUUUUUGAUCUUUGAGCACCAUUGAGUCUACCCAGCUGUAAUGGGUACCUGACAUUAGUUGGGGAAAAGUAAAGGCGGUUGGUCGUUGUGCUGACCACAUGACACCCUCAUUAACUGUAGGCCACAGAAACAGAAGACCUUUACAUCAUCUGCACUAUAGACUACAAGGUCUGAAAGGGAAACUAUUUUUGUACUCUUAGUGUAUAAUAGCAUCACUUAAUAAAUAGUGUAAUUUUGCAUGAUUAAAGAAAAAAAAAUUAGUCUUAUCCAGUGACUAGAAUGUUGAGAAAUAGUGAUUAUCUUUGAAGCUUUAUUUGCAUAAUUUGACAUUUCAGUAAAUGAGAGCUUUAGGAUCAAUAAAUAUGCAAAACUUGUUGUUCCUGAGAAACUUAACAUUUUAAACUAGCCAUCUCAGUAGCGUUAUGUAAUAAUAAUAAUCAUCUUUAUUAUUCUUAAGGAUUCAUUAAACAAUGCAAUGAACCUAUCAAAGCAUUUCCCUAAAGAAUUUUUAUUGAAUUUCUUUUCUUUUUAUGCUGUUACUUAUACAGCAUUUUGUUUUAGCAAUUUCCUUUAGGCUCAAGUCAUUGGUAUUGCAUUUCUUUUUCCUGAAAGGGCAGAACUCCAAAACUUCAGCCUUACUGUAAAGCAAAUUUUCUUUGGCUAUUUCAGUAAAUAAAAACAUUUAUUUGGAUUUUGUAUUUUUCUGGUGAUAUUUUUUUUUUUGUCAAACUGAAAUAAAAUGUUACACAAAAGUCAAUACAAAAUGUUACUGUUUGCUAUUAUUCAAUUGCAGUUUUGCAAUUUACUUUUCAUUUAUUUUGAAAAUCAAUUUUACUUUAUACUUAAAUAUUGUGUUCAUUGGUAAAAUAUCUUCUCACUGUGGCUCUGUAUCUUUUCCUGUACCUGUGAUUUUUUUGUCCAUGUAUUUUUAUUUUUUUUUAUUUUAUGUAAAUUUUUAAAAAAUCUCUCUUAAUCCCUUACAUCACAUUUUUUUGUUCUAUUUGAUACUACAGAACUAGUGUCCCUGAUCAGUUAUUGUUGUUUGUUGUGUUGUACAAACUUAAUAUGUUUAAUAAAAGGUUGUUCACUCUAAUGAAAGCCAAAAGAAUUGACAUAAUCCAACAGUGCAAUCAAUGUGAAACAAUGUCUAUUAUAAGUAUUCAUGUAUGUUUGGCCAUAUAGUUCAAGCCUCAGUAUUUCAUUGAACUUGAUAGUUCUAUACUGGUGUAUUCAAAGCUCUGUUGUAGCUAUUGAUACCACCUUUUCUUAUUGGUAUAUUUGUUUGACUUAACAACUGUUUAUUUAAUGUGUGCAAUAUUCAUUGAGCUGUGCAAGACAUAACAAUCUAAAUAUGAGAACUUCAGACUGAUUGUUUUUCUCACUACUGUUGUAAAGGGACAAUUUUACAAACUUUUCUAAUCAUUCCAAUAUUUUUUUAAUAUCUGUCUAUAGAUGUGCAAUCAUAUUUAUUUAGUAUUUAUUGUUGAUAUUCUAGUGGAUAAAUUCCAUUUAUAAUCAUUCCUUUAAUGAUAUAAUAGUUCUGAUAAUUUGUUCUAUGUAUAUUAUACCUGGAGCCCAGUUCUUAAGCUUGACUUGUGGACAAGAAUUCUGUACCAUUAAUCAGCUUAUCUUCCUUUUCUUGUACAGUGUUGUCUUCUCUUAUCUCUCCAUCCAAUGUGGUGUUUAUGGAGAUUGGAUUAUCUUUCCAUUGUAAACUGAGAACUUAACAUAAUGGGAUAAUUUAUGAAAUAAAUGGUUAUGGAAAGGAAA
This is a messenger RNA of Biomphalaria glabrata, 6546 nucleotides long. Its product is annotated as rap guanine nucleotide exchange factor 4-like. The coding region runs from base 678 to 3746 and encodes 1022 amino acids. Gene Ontology annotation, molecular function: guanyl-nucleotide exchange factor activity. The record is from RefSeq and is a predicted model, not a curated record. The transcript has 31 exons. Gene Ontology annotation, cellular component: plasma membrane. Lineage: Eukaryota; Metazoa; Mollusca; Gastropoda; Planorbidae. Gene Ontology annotation, biological process: Ras protein signal transduction; positive regulation of GTPase activity.